Molecule: messenger RNA, 1296 nt
Organism: Miscanthus lutarioriparius
Lineage: Eukaryota; Viridiplantae; Streptophyta; Magnoliopsida; Poales; Poaceae
Source: the annotation of a GenBank genome assembly
AUGCUUCUCGAGGAGCUGCUCCGGUGCCAGAUCCAGGAGUGGUACCCGGCCUUCCGCCGCCACUCCAUCCCCACCGUCAUCAUCCCGCUUCCCGCCGCCUUCCUCCGCUACCUCGCUGGCCAGCGGGCCUACCCCGACCCUGACGCCGAUGCCGACGCUGAUGAGGAGCCGCUCCCGUUCCUCCUCCCCGCGAUAACCUCCGGCCGCCAGGCCUUCGCACCCAUCCACGCGCACCACCCCGACCCCGACUCCCUCCUCAACUCCGACAUCUUCUUCGGCUCCAACGACGAAGACGUCUUUGACCCCGACGCCGACCACCCGCUCCGGCCGGAGUUCCCGGAGCUGGAGGCGGCCAUCGACGCCGCCAUCGCCGAGCUAGGCGGCGCCGCGCUCCCCAAGCUCAACUGGAGCGCGCCCAAGGAUGCCACCUUCAUGUCUGCCGAUGGGACGACUCGGUGCACUUGCUUCGCCGAGGUUGCCAUGCUGCUCCGCUCCUCCGACUGUGUGGCCCACGACCUUGCCUCCGCUCGACAAUCAUGCGAGGAUUUCGUGCGCCCGGAGGGUGCUCGACGGAAUGCCCAAAAUGUUAGGGCCGGUGCCAAGGAAGGUGCUCGACCAAAUGCCGAUGAGACUGGUAGCAGCGAAGGCAGCCACGAGGGCACCAAUGAAGCUCCAAGUAAUUCAAGCAAGAUAGGCGAGGAGGGAGGCAAGACAGAUGAUGAGGACUGUGAUGUUGAAGCUGCAACAGAAGAAGAAAGUAACGAGACUACUUGGGUGGAUGAUGGGUUCCAAUACUACCUUGCCCUCCGCAAGUGGUACCCAGGCCUACGCCCUGAGUCAGAGUUCCGAUGCUUCGUUCGGCAGCGGAAGCUGGUUGCUGUGUCGCAGAGAGACCCAUCAGCUUACUACCCAUCACUGCCUGGAUGGAGUUCUGAGGUGCAACCGAAAAUUGAGGCUUUCUUUGAUGAAGUGAUUGAGCCACAGUUUGCUUCAAUCAAUUAUACGUUUGAUGUAUAUGUGAGGGCGGAUGGGCGGGUCAAGCUGAUAGAUUUCAAUCCAUGGGGUGGUUAUACCUUGCCGCUGCUGUUUGCUUGGGAGGAGCUUGAGGAGGAGGGGAGAGUGCCUGAGCUGGAGUUUCGGGUGGUCAUGCAGCAGGGUGCAGUGAGGCCAGGAUUGAUGACAGCAGUGCCAUAUGAUAUGCUGGAUUGGGGAGAGGGGAGUGGCUGGGAUGUUUUUCUGAAGAAGGCUGAUGAGGAGCUUGACAGACAGAUGAACUCACUAGAUGGUGAUUCAUGA